AUGUCGUUUUACGACGUUCUUGCACGAGGCGAUGACGCUCUAGACGAAUCACCUCGUAGAUCUAGAACUUGGAACUUCUUCUCACACAUUACUUGCAAUACCGUUGUUGGGUUAUCGAAAAUUGUUCUCAAUACAUUGUAUAACGUGGAAGUCAAGGGACUUGAGAAUUUGGAUCAGGCCAUGGUUGCUGCCAGGAAGGAAAACCGGGGAAUUUUAACCCUUAUGAACCACAUGUCCACUUGUGAUGAUCCAUUUAUAUGGGCCUGUCUUCCAUGGAGAUACUUUAAAGAUCUUGAUGAUAUCCGCUGGGGAAUGGCAGCAUCAAACGUUUGCUUUACGUCCAAAGUGACAAGCAGGUUUUUUUCGAUGGGCAAGAUCUUGUCGUGCGAAAGAUUCGGAAGAGGUCCUUUUCAACCAGCUCUGGAUGCAUGUGUACGAAUUUUAUCCCCCGAUAAUACUUUAGACAGCGAGCACAUUUUUCACGGUCUCGGACCAUCGACAGAUCUUGCGGCAUCAAUGGCGAAAAACCUUAAAGAGGAAAGAAACCCACUUUCUCCAGAGUAUAAACCACCAGUAUUAAGAAAGAAAACAUCUUUGUUGCAUGUUUUCCCCGAAGGAUUUGUCUGCCAACUUCGGCCACCAUUCAAUAACUCGAUGCGAUUUUUCCGCUGGGGAACUGCAAGGAUGAUUUUAGAACCAACGGUUGCACCUACUAUAGUUCCAAUAUUUUCGGACGGAUUCGAGAAGAUAAAACCAGAGAAAGUAGAGGAAUCAGCCUUUGACUUCUUCACAUUCUAUAACCAGGGAGGAAAAGUAACAGUUAACAUCGGCAAACCAUUAGAUGCUGCAAUAAUAGAUGGGUUCAGAGAUGAGUGGAGAAAGCUUUGUCUUAAAUAUACAAGCCUCCAGGAUUCAAAUAGAAUGUCGGAUGAACUAAAGUUUGGUGAAGAGGCCAAACGGCUAAGAAGCAAAGUCUCUGGCUAUCUUCGAGAACAGGUAUCCAAAUUACGAUUGCAAAACGGGUUUGAUAAAGAGGAUUCCCGAUUUAGCGACGUGAAUUGGUGGGUUAAAUACACAGACACUAAGGGCAAGAGUGAUCCAUCUGUGAAGUUCGUUGGCUUGAAUUGGGCAUGUAGGGAUUACCAGUCAAAUGUGAAGAUUUACGAUGAGAAGGGGAACUUGUUACAGGAAAGAAAGGAUGCCCUUUGUGGUCCAAAGGCCCCAAGGAAGUCGCACUGA
Messenger RNA from Brettanomyces bruxellensis, 1239 nucleotides. RefSeq lists its product as uncharacterized. Gene Ontology annotation, molecular function: 1-acylglycerophosphocholine O-acyltransferase activity. The record is from RefSeq and is a predicted model, not a curated record. Gene Ontology annotation, biological process: cardiolipin acyl-chain remodeling; inner mitochondrial membrane organization. Lineage: Eukaryota; Fungi; Ascomycota; Pichiomycetes; Pichiales; Pichiaceae. The transcript has a single exon. The coding region runs from base 1 to 1239 and encodes 412 amino acids. Gene Ontology annotation, cellular component: mitochondrial membrane.